AUGAGCAACGAAGAUUUAUUGACGAAAUUUGACGGGUUAGUGAAGCGAUUUAAGAAUGAAUUUGACGAAAUUAUCGAAGCUGAGAGAGUCAAGAUGAACGCGGAAGUCGAAGCGUUUAACGAAGAGAAGAAACGAAUGCAAGCCUUCGUAGUCAGAGACGAUGAUAUCAUUCAUCUGAACGUUGGUGGACAAAAGUUUAAAACAAAAAGAUCAACUCUCUGUCAGAUUGAAGGUUCCUUGCUCGCUGCAAUGUUUAGCGGUCGCUGGGAAGAUGGUGUCGAGCGUGAUCAAGAUGGCGCUGUAUUCUUUGAUUUUAAUCCACAACAUUUUGCUUAUAUUUUGGAUUAUUUAAGGGAAAAGAAAAUUACAAGCGGCAAAAAACCCGCAUCGUUACCUGACUUCCCAGAAAGUCAAAUGAAGUGGUUUUCCAGUUUGGUCGAUUAUCUUGGGUUGAGUGAUGAAAUCUUUCCAACUGAGAUUGUGUCUGACGAGAAAUUCAACUUGCACUGCCCAGGAUUGACUCUUCAGGAAGACGGGAAAGUCGCAGUUCAUUGUGGAGCACGGGAACACAAAUAUGUUCUUGGUGAAAAUAUUUACCAACAAGGAAUUGUGAAUCUCAAGUUGAAGUUGGAGUCGUUUAAAGAUAAUGAUUGGAUGUUCAUUGGAAUAGUUAAAGGAGAUUUCGUACCACCUGAUAGAAGUUCAUAUAUAUGGCGUGGUUCAUAUGGCUGGGCACUCGGGUCUGAUGGUUAUCAAGGAGCAUGGGAAGAAGGUUCACGUACUUAUUACAAUACUUUAGUAAAUCUGACCAAACAAGGUGACGAGGUUAAGUUAAUCCUAGAUUUUGACGCAGAUAAAAUGUCGCUACAUUUGCCCAGUGGUCAUGAAUUUCACAUCCAUAUUCCGAAGAACAACACCUGGAGACUGAAUGUUGAUAUGACAGGUGCGAAUGACAAAAUACGUAUUAUUAAUGAAUAG
Dendronephthya gigantea is the source of this 978-nucleotide messenger RNA. RefSeq lists its product as uncharacterized. The coding region runs from base 1 to 978 and encodes 325 amino acids. NCBI's taxonomy places the organism in Eukaryota, Metazoa, Cnidaria, Anthozoa, Malacalcyonacea, Nephtheidae. The record is from RefSeq and is a predicted model, not a curated record. Gene Ontology annotation, molecular function: protein binding. Gene Ontology annotation, biological process: protein homooligomerization. The transcript has a single exon.